AAACCGUGGACAUUUUGAUGAAGGCAAUCACAAUUCGAAUGUGGCUUCUAGAAGGAUUUCUGGUCUUUUCGGUUCCCCGCCCUCACUGAGUUGUUGAUAGCGCAAGGAGUGGCAACAGAAGCCAAACAUAACAAACAUGUGUGGAAGAGCGCGUUGCAGUCUCAGAGUCGAUGAUAUUCCCCGGGCUUGUCACUGCACUAACGGCCCCGUCCGUAGCGUUAACACGGACAGGUACCGCCCGUCGUAUAAUGUAGCACCGGGUUCAAAUAUUCUGGUUGUCAGGAGAGAUGAUGGAUCUGACGGCGAAGGUGUUGUUCUCCAUUGUAUGAAAUGGGGACUAAUUCCUAGUUUCACUAAGAAAACUGAGAAAGCUGAUUUUUAUAAGAUGUUCAAUGCACGGUCCGAAUCAAUAUCUGAAAAGGCCUCUUUUCGUCGCCUGCUUCCUAAAAACCGGUGCCUAGUGGCAGUAGAAGGAUUCUAUGAAUGGAAAAAAGAUGGCUCAAAAAAGCAGCCUUACUACAUUCACUUUAAAGAUGGCAAGCCUCUUGUGUUUGCAGCUCUCUAUGAUUCUUGGGAAAGCUCUGAAGGUGAGAUACUUUACACUUUUACCAUACUUACGACAUCCUCAUCAUCUGCUUUGCAGUGGCUGCAUGACAGGAUGCCUGUGAUUUUGGGUGACAAGGGAGCAAUGGACAUAUGGCUAAAUGGUUCUUCAUCUUCCAGAUAUGAUAUGAUACUUAAACCAUAUGAAGAUUCAGAUUUGGUUUGGUAUCCGGUUACACCUGCUAUGGGUAAGCCGUCUUUUGAUGGGCCAGAGUGCAUUAAGGAGAUACAGUUUAAGACUCGGGGGAAGAAUCCUAUCUCAAACUUUUUCUUGAGAAAGGAAAGCAAAAAGGAAGAAUGUUUAAAUUUUGUGAAAAGUAGUUCAAUGGACAAGUGUAUAAAGGCAAAUCUGCCAGAAGGCUCGGAGGAAGAGUGCCACAAAGAAAUAAGAAUAGAACAAGAAUCAAACCUAAGCUAUAAUACAUUUGAAAGAUCUGCGGGGACAAAUUUAUCAAAAAGUCUGAAAGAGGAACCCCUUAGCACAGAUCACAUAGGAGCUCAGUUGUCAUCAGAAGUAGAGUAUGAUUCAAAGCCGCGGGUUUCAUUACUUCCUAAUGACGGUACUACAAAGUGUCAAACAAAGCGAGACUAUGAGCAGUUUUUAGCUGAUUCAAAGCCACCUAUAGGUAGUCCGAUCAAGAGGAAAGGAGUACGUGCAGAUGUCGGGGAUAAACAGCCGACACUGUUUUCCUACUAUGGGAAAAAAUAAAACAUUUUAUGUAGAAUUAGGUGAUGGUGGUAGAGGUGGCGGUUGUGUGGUGGCAGUUUGGUGGAUAGAACAAUGUAUGGCUAGGGGAGUUUUCUGUCCACGGGUUUUUGGGAAAUGUGUUCUCCUGCUGGAGAACUCCUCCACCACAACAAAUGUUAAUAAGUUUCAUGUAGAAUUCUUUCAUAAUAUUAAGUGACAGCUUGCUUUAAACUCAA
Mangifera indica (mango) is the source of this 1527-nucleotide messenger RNA. Its product is annotated as abasic site processing protein YoqW. The coding region runs from base 137 to 1312 and encodes 391 amino acids. Gene Ontology annotation, biological process: DNA damage response. The transcript has 8 exons. Lineage: Eukaryota; Viridiplantae; Streptophyta; Magnoliopsida; Sapindales; Anacardiaceae. Gene Ontology annotation, molecular function: single-stranded DNA binding. The record is from RefSeq and is a predicted model, not a curated record.